ACCCGCCAAGCCGGGCGCGCCUGGGGCUGCAAAGUUUCGCCGCUAGUCCGCCGAGGCAGCGCGCCGGCUUGGGCUCGGCUCGGCUCGGCUCGGCUCUGCGUGGCUCCGGACGGCCGUGACCGCUGGCCGUACCGUGCGCCCGGCUGCGUGCCCAGCUCUGCCCCGCGCGGAUCUCGACAUCCCGCGCCCCCGCCUGCCGGUGCUGCCCGCGCGCCCUCCCGCCGCAGGGUUUGUUCUCAGCCUCCUGUGCGCCCUCGAUCUCCCUCCUCCUCCUCUUCCCCGGCUCCGACCCCUUCGCCACCGCCACCCAUCAUGGCCCGUGGCCUCGCUCGGACCAGCCCGGGACCGGGGUCCCAACUGCUGCCGCUGCUGCCGCUACUUCUGCUGCUGCUCCAGGACGCGGGCGGCAGCCACACGGCCCCCGCCCGGUCCGCCCCGCCCGCAGCGGCCGACGGCCUGGCGGGGUACAAGAACGCCCAGCGGUCUCCAGGGGACGCGGCCGCUGCGCUAGGCCCCGGCACCCAGGACAUGGUCGCUGUCCACAUGCUCCGGCUUUAUGAGAAAUACAGCCGAAGGGGCGCGCGGCCAGGAGGGGGCAACACGGUCCGCAGCUUCCGGGCCCGGCUGGAAGUGGUCAACCAGAAGACCCUGUAUUUCUUCAACCUGACUUCCAUGCAGGACUCAGAAAUGAUCCUCAUGGCCACAUUCCACUUCUACUCGGAGCCGCGGUGGCCCCGGGCACGCGAGGCACCAUGCAAGCAGCGGGCCAAGAAUGCAUCCUGCCGCCUGCUGCCCCCGGGCCCGCCUGCACGCCAGCACCUGCUCUUCCGAAGCCUCUCGCAGAACAUGGCCACGCAGGGGCUGCUCCGUGGGGCCAUGGCCCUGCUGCCCCCGCCACGGGGCCUGUGGCGGGCCAAGGACAUCUCCCCCAUCAUCAAGGCGGCCCGCCGGGAUGGCGAGCUGCUCCUGUCCGCCCAGCUGGAUUCUGGGGAGGAGGACCCGGGGGUACCCAGGCCCGGCCCCCACGCACCCUACAUCCUCAUCUACGCCAACGACCUGGCCAUCUCAGAGCCCAACAGCGUGGCAGUGACACUGCAGAGAUAUGACCCCUUCCAGGCUGGGGACCAGGAGCCUGGAGCAGCCCCCAACAGCUCGGCAGACCCCCGCGUGCGCCGGGCCACGCAGGCCAUGGGGCCACUGCAGAACAACGAGCUGCCGGGGCUGGACGAGAGGCCGGCACAUGCCCCCCACGCCCAGCACUACCACAAGCACGAGCUGUGGCCCAGCCCCUUCCGUGCACUGAAGCCUCGGCCGGGCCGCAAGGACCGCAGGAAGAAGGGCCAGGAUGUGUUCAUGGCCUCCUCGCAGGUGCUGGACUUUGACGAGAAGACGAUGCAGAAAGCCCGGAGGAAGCAGUGGGACGAGCCGCGGGUUUGCUCCCGGAGGUAUCUGAAGGUGGACUUUGCAGACAUCGGGUGGAACGAAUGGAUCAUCUCACCCAAGUCGUUCGACGCUUACUACUGCUCAGGAGCCUGCGAGUUCCCCAUGCCCAAGAUCGUCCGCCCCUCCAACCACGCCACCAUCCAGAGCAUCGUCAGGGCCGUGGGCAUCGUCCCGGGCAUCCCAGAGCCUUGCUGCGUUCCCGACAAGAUGAACUCUCUUGGGGUCCUCUUCCUGGAUGAGAACCGGAAUGUGGUUCUGAAGGUGUACCCCAACAUGUCUGUGGAGACCUGUGCCUGCCGGUAAGACCAGCCGCUCUGGAGUGGAAAGAACCUGCCCCGCCUGCACACAGCAGGGCAGCAUUCUCGGAACCUUCUGGAGUGAGCACUUGACUCAGGGUGCAGCUGCAAAUGCAGGGCACAGCUUGCAGGCAACCAUCUGUCACCCCAGGGCAUCAUUCUGGGGUCUUUCACUGCUGGUGACUCAGCCCCCUCAAUGCCAGUCCGAAUCCUUUGAAGGGAUCUGGGCAUUAGCCCUGGCCUGACGGUUGCCCACAACCUGUCCGCUGUGCUCUGAAGGCCUGAAAACCGGACAUGUCCACAGGCUGGGUUUUGUGACUAUCAUCUCAUAACCUGGAAAGAAGACUACAGACCCGAAGGCACUCACUCCCUUCACAAGGAAAGAACCUCUGUUUAAACAAUCAGUUUAAAACACUUCGGGCCACAGUGUGACGCUGCAAAACAGGGCCUAAAUGAUGGUAUAAAUGGAUGUUUUCUCUCAAAAUCCACUGCAAACGCUUUUAUACAUACAGUAUGCACAUAUAACCAAUGUUGGUUUCUUUUUCUUAAUAUAUGUUUUAUUUUAAAACAAAAAGGAGGGCGUUGACACCGUUCCCCACAGAGGUAGUCAAGCUGGCUGAGCGUGCAUUGUUUAAACGCGCUUAUUGAAAUAACCCAUGCAGUGAUACGCGGGAAUACUAAAACAUAACCAAGAUUUUAUAUUUUUGUAAAUUAUACUUUCUAUACUGUAGAUUGUGUACGGUAUGUGUUUUUAUGGAAAGCUAAUAAAUUAAAGGGACAGUGGUAUCUU
This is a messenger RNA of Orcinus orca (killer whale), 2529 nucleotides long. RefSeq names its product growth differentiation factor 10 (gene GDF10). Lineage: Eukaryota; Metazoa; Chordata; Mammalia; Artiodactyla; Delphinidae. The transcript is spliced from 3 exons. The coding region runs from base 313 to 1746 and encodes 477 amino acids. Gene Ontology annotation, biological process: SMAD protein signal transduction; BMP signaling pathway; osteoblast differentiation. The record is from RefSeq and is a predicted model, not a curated record. Gene Ontology annotation, cellular component: extracellular region. Gene Ontology annotation, molecular function: cytokine activity; growth factor activity.